Messenger RNA from Priapulus caudatus, 784 nucleotides. Its product is annotated as carbonic anhydrase 12-like. The transcript is spliced from 4 exons. NCBI's taxonomy places the organism in Eukaryota, Metazoa, Priapulida, Priapulimorpha, Priapulimorphida, Priapulidae. The record is from RefSeq and is a predicted model, not a curated record. The coding region runs from base 368 to 784 and encodes 138 amino acids.
CUCUUGAGAUAUAUGCCUGCAAUGUCGAUCGAGAGAAAGAGAGAGAGAGAGGGAGAGCGAGAGCGAGAAAUGCUGAGAAUUGCAGCCAAUAGGAAGCGAAUAAUCUACGCGCGCAGAGCACUGCAGCUAGUGAGGGACCGACUAUAAACCCGACGUGACGAGCACGCGCGCUCGGCGGGCGCGGCCUUGUAGCACACAGUAUAUAUAUUAGCACGGUUUAUCGCUCGAUCUCCCGAUAUACGGCGCACGGCUGCACACCGCGAUCACGACCGUGCAGCACGCACGCCUAGUUAGCAUCCCGUGUAUAAUCGUAGCGGUAGCGGCGUUCGUCUGAUCAACUGAGAUAGUGCUCGGGGUUAGAGAAGCAAUGAUGAUGGCACGGCGGCAGCAGACGAGCGGACUCUUCGUGUACGCUGUGUACGCAGCCAUCCUCAGCACGCUCACACAUGCUUAUCGUGUUACCAUCCCGCACUGGAACUACGAUAAUACUAGUCAGUGGAGUAUUGGCUACCCAGAUUGCAAAGGGGACGCUCAAUCUCCGAUCAACAUUCAGAAUGCAGAAUUCGACGCUAGCUUGGUGCAGCUCAAGUUUAAUGGAUAUUACAAGAUGAAAUCCAUGGAAUUUGACCUGCAGAAUAAUGGUCACACUGAUAUUAACAAGCGCAAGGUCUACAAAAGCUUUAAAGAGGAUCUGGAGUCACGGGGGACAGCAGGUCGCAUUACGCUAAGCUGGGCAAUGGCUGUAGCCAUGACUGUUGCCGCAUCUCAGUUCGCAAGAGACUAA